Molecule: messenger RNA, 7116 nt
Organism: Petromyzon marinus (sea lamprey)
Lineage: Eukaryota; Metazoa; Chordata; Hyperoartia; Petromyzontiformes; Petromyzontidae
Source: RefSeq, a predicted model, not a curated record
GCCAUUUGAAAAAAGUCACCAAGCCACGAGGUAUAGGAUUUGCUUUUGUACGACAAUGUCCAUAGGCUGUCCACGCUAUACACACACACACAGAGGCUGUUGUCUACGUGUGUGUCGCGUGUGAAUCAGUGCAGAUGGACAGCUGUGCCCACGUGGCUCUGGUCGUGUGAGAGUCGUCGGAUGGUUACUUUUAUUUUUAAACUCUGAAGGAAAUUACAAAAAUAAACGCGGGCCGACCUCUCUCGUCCGCUCGUCUUUCAGCUGUUCGUGUUGCACAGCCAACAGCAGCAGCAGCAGCUUCAGUAUCAGCAGCAACAACAGCAGGAGUAUCAUCAUUCGCAGCGACAUCAUUCAGCAGGGAGCAGUAAUUGCAGCAGUAGAGUAUUAGAACCGCCUGCGGGAGCAAUAUAAUCAGCGGUGGCAGCAAAGGAGCCGCGUCAGUAUCAUCAGCAACAGCAGUAUCAGCACUAUCAUCAUCAUUAGCAGGAGCGGUAGUAUCAGUAUCACAAUUGUAUUAUCCGCAGCAAUAUCAGCAGGGGUUAGUAUUUUGAGCCAGCAGCAGCGUUACAAAGUUUCCUUGAUAACCAGACUGCAGUGCCACCCGAGGCAAACCGAUUUGCCAACUUUCAUCAACAACCGGAUUGGUGUAUAUACAGCGUGGGCGCCCAUAGCCUGCAGCAACACUGCGUUACAACCGGACAAACAGAUUGAUUCACUAACAACGACGCUUCAGCCACGCGAUAGCUAAUUGAAUGUAGAACAAACUUUGAGAAGGAGUUGAGAAGGAGGAAGCGGCGGCGAGGAGGAGUGGUGGCGUGGCAGUUUGCACAUUGUUCCCGCUGAGAUCGGGUCACGGAUCUUCUUCGCAGAAAGAAGAAGAGUCAAGUCGCACCACCCUCCACAUCUCAUCCCUUCUUCUUGCGUGAAGGCGAUCCCCUUCUCACGGGAGCGAGAAAAGGGGGGUCCCCACCCCCCUCCCUACCAGCCUGCUCCAACUUCUCCCGGGGCCAUGAGGUGACCCAGUUCGGAGGGUCUCGGCCCCUGGGGGUGGCCGACUGCAACCCCCGGAUCUCUGUACCUCCUCCUCCUCUUUAACUACCCAGGGUGUCCCCCUUGUACCCUCCACCCCGACAAGUCCCUUGCUGCCGCUGGAGGCUUUUGCCUGGACUCACUCAACAAUGGAGCGGUGGCGAGAUGGUUGCAGCUGGGAUGACACGAUGCUGCCACGCUCCGGCAGCGGCAGCGGCAGCGGCAGCGGUAGCGGCAGCGGCUCCGAGAUCGUCCAAUCGGCGCACCGGUCGCGCUCACGGCAGCGCGCGGGGAUCCGCAGCCAGCGCCCCUGCUCCAGCCAAUCGGACGAGUCGUCGAGCCCCACGCCACCGGACGUGCCGCGAGGAGGGCGGCGGCGCAGCGACGGCGCUGGCACCGGCGCGGAGCUGGGGGGAGACGCCGCCGCUCCCUUCCUCGCCGAGCGUUGGGCUGAGUUGGCGGUGGCCGGCGAGCACACCGACACGGUGCGCAGGCGGCACCGGCACCGCGGCGGGGACGACCACCACCAGCACCGCGAGCGACAGCGGCGGCGGCACCGGCGUCGCCGCGGCAGCGGCGGCGGCGACGACGACGACGACGACGACUGCAGCGAUCGCGCCCAGGGAGAGGACGCCGGGAACGCACGGCAGAGGCCGUCGAGUGGCAACCUCCUGCAGCUGCUGAGCGUCCUCGAAGGGGAGAUUCAGGCGCGGGACGAGGUGAUCGCGCUGCUGCGGGCGGAGCGCGUCUCGCCGGCCCGGCUCGAGGCUCGCUACGGCACGGCCGCCGGCGCCGGAGCGCUGCGCUCGCUGCAGAGGGACGCGGCGCUCGGAGACGGAGACCCGUCGUCCCGGCGGCACCGCGACGGCGACGGCGACGACGUCUACGAGACGCCCAUGGCCGAGCUGGAUCGCGUGAUCGCGCGCCAGCGGGAGACGCACGCCCGCGCCCUCCGGCAGCUGCUGCUGGCGCAGAGCAGCGAGCGGCGCUCGGCGCGGCAGCUGGAGGCGGAGCGGCACAAGCACGAACAAUACAUGGCGCAGAGCGACGAUUUCACCAACCUGCUGGAGCUCGAGCGGGAGAGGCUGAAGCGGCUGCUGGACCAGGAGAAGGCGUCGAGCGCCGAGCGCGAGAAGCAGCAGGAGACGGCGGCGGCCACCCUGCAGGAUGAGCUGCGCAAGCUCAAGUCGUUCUCGCUGCUCCUCGUCGACGAGCGCCAGGCCCAGGAGGCGCGCCUCGAGCAGCAGGCCGAGCGGCUCGCCGAGCUGUCGGCGCGCCUAGGCGAAGAGCAGGCUCGGGCCGCGAGCCAGGCCGAGAGGGCGUCCGCCGAGGCCGAGGGCGCUCGCCGGAGCGCCGAGGAGGCGGAGGAGCGCGGCAGGGAGGCGGCGCGGGCCCAGCGGGAGGCCGAGGCCCUGGCGGCCGAAGCCGAGCGCCGGGCGUGCGAGCAGGAGCGGCUGCGCGCCGACGUGGAGCGGCUGGCGGUCGAGAGCGCCGAGCUGCGCGCCGCCAAGGCGGAGCUGGAGGAGGCCCUGCUCAGCGGCAGCCAGGAGAUGGAGGGCCUGCGCCAGCGGGCCGUCGAGCUGGAGUGGAAGGACGGCGAGGUCCGCGAGGCGGAGGAGCGCUCCGCCGAGCUCCGCGGCCGCCUGUUGGCCGAAGGGGGCCUCCUGGCCGAGCUGCAGGAAGAGCAGCGUCGUCUGAGGGCGCGGGCCGCUGAGCUGGAGCGGACCGGCGCUUCGGAGCUGAAGCAGAGCCGGGACGAGUGCCAGCUGCUGGCCGAGCGGCUCCACGCGGAGCAGGACGGCGCCCGGGCCCUGGCGGCCGAUGUCGCCGAGCUGAGGCGGCGGCUGCUGGAGGCGGAGAGGUCCGGGGAGGCGCUGAGCGGCGCCGAGACGGCGCUGCGCGGGGAGGUGGCGCGCGCUCGGGCGCUGGCGUCGGCGCUCGCCGAGGAUCGGCGGGUGAGCCAGGAGCGGCUGCGUCUGGCCGAGGCGUCCGUCGAGGCGCUGGCGGCGGAGCUGACGGCCGAGCGGGACCGGCUAUCGGAGGCCAGCGGGCGGCUGAUCGAGGAGCGCCGGCGGGCGAUGCACGAGCGCGCGGAGGCCGGGGAGGCGCUGCGGCGCUCGCGGGAGGAGUGCGACGCGGCACACGGCAGCCUCGACGUCGAGCGGGAGAAGGCCCGAGAGGCGGCGGCCCGGGCCGCCUCGCUGCGCGAGCAGCUGGAGCGUGCAACCGGCACCGGCGGCGGGAGCGACGGCGCGAUCGAGGGCGCCGACGACGGCACCGACCCCGUGCGACCGCUGGCCAACGGUUGGUCGAACCGUGAGGCUGCGGUCGCCGCGGCGGCGUGGGACGAGAAGGCGAGGGGUCCCCACACGCCGUCCACUAACCGGCGCCGGGACAAGAAGCAGCUGGCGCCGCAGGAUCGGGUCGAAGGCCGCGAGGGGCACGCGGCGUCGCUGGCCGAGGAGGUGCUGUCGCUGCGCCGCGAGGUGGCCACGUUCCGCGCGUCGCAGGCCCGGCCGGCGGGCGGGCCGGAGGAGCGGCCCGUGCUGUGGCGGCGCUGCGAGGCGGCGGAGGCGCGCGUGCGUGACCUCGAGAGCGACCUCGAGGACCUGGGCCGCGAGCUGGAGUGCUACCGCCACUACAGCCGCUCCAUGCUGCGCCCGCUCCUCAGCCCCGUCGGGCGCAAGCUCGUGUCACACGCGUCGCUCUCCGACGCCUGCGCGCAGACGGGAGCCGAGCCGGGGCCGGAGGGACCCCCCGAGGAGGCCUCGGAGGCCGCUACGGUGGCGGCCGAGGAGGACUGGAUGACGAGGCGGCUGAUGAUGAUGACGGCGGCCGCCGAAAUGGUGGCGCGAUCCUCGCCGGCGUCGGCGAUGGCGUCCCUGGAGCCCGGCGUGGGGCGCUCCUGGCUGCCGGCGCCAUGGCUCAGGCAGGGCGGAGGUGACGUCGAGGCCACUGCCGCCACCGGCACGGCCGUCGGUGGCAGUGUCCGUAGCGCCGUCAGCAACUCCGCCAGUAACCACAGCAUCAGCAGCAGCAGCACCAGCACAAGCGGGGGUGGCAGCAGCAGCAACAACAUCACUGGCAAGUGCAACAACAGUGCGGAUAAAAGUAACAGCACCAGCAACAGCACAAUCAGGAGCAGCAACAGCACGGUUAACGGGAACAGCACCAGCAACACUAUCAGCAAAAGUAAAGGCACAAGCAGCACUGUUAGCAGCAACAGCGCCAGCAGCACCACCGUCGUUAGCAACAGCACCAGCAUCAGCGCUACAAGAAGCAGUAACAUCAUUGUCAGGAGCAACACCAGUAGCAUCAUCAGCAGCAGCAGCAGUAGGACCCUCUCCAGCAGCAGCAGCAGCAGCAAGGGCGAUGGGAAGCGCAUGGGACCCGUGUACUCCGCAAUGAGGAGGGUGGCGAGCGUGAUGGACGUGAGUCGAGCGAGCUUGCAGCGGCCACUACAGAUCGUCCUGGAGAAGCGCGACGCGCAGGCGGCGCUGGCGAACCUCCCCGGCGACGGCGCCAGGCCCGCCCGGCCGGACGCGGCCACGCAGAACGGCGCCGACGGACUGAAACGCCCAUCGGCGACGACCGCACGGGACCACGGCGUCGGCGCCGCCCGGCGGAGCGAAGGCUCCCUGCGGGGGGCCGGCGGCCCGCCUGCCCUGCCCGUCCAGAGGCACGCGCCGGCGGGAGCGGCGCCCCACCCGCCGGCGCCGCCGGGGCGCGAGGUGGCGAGCGCCCCGUCGACGCCGAGGCGGGCGCUCAGCCCGCAGGCCGUGGUGGAGCGGCCCGGGCGGCGCCCGCACGCCGAGAGGCCGCGCUCCCUCGCCGUCGUGCCCAGCUGCGCCGGGAGGAUUUUCAACGGCGCCCCGUCACCUCCGCCCGUGUCGCCGCCCGCCUUCGCCACGCUACCGCGGUCAAGGGCGCGCACCAUGGAGGGAGGUGACGGCGGCGGGGGGGGCGGCAACAUGGCCGCCGCCGUCGUCGCCGUGGUGUCGCUCGAGAGCCGCUCGCUUGCCACCUCGCCCGUCUCCACCGCUGCCAGCGCCAUCUCCAUCGCCACCACCUCCACGCUGCGCCGCACUAUCUCGGCACGUGGCGGGCGGGCGGAUGUGCCGCCGACGCCGCCGGUUAACGGCACACCGACCGCGGCGGCGACGGCGGCGACGGCGGCGAAAGUGGCGGCGACCGUGGCCGAGGAGACGAGGAUCCAGCUGCAGGUCGGGCCUCAGUACCGGCGGCGGGCGGCUGGUCAGGGCUGCGACGGCGCUGCCGACUGUGCGCCGGUGGACGGCAACGUGUGUGCGCCGACAUCGACGCCGUCCGUGGAGACGGACGGGAGCACGUGCCGCCCCUGCCCAACGCGCAUCCCCAUGCCCCGCGGCUCCAAGGUUCCCCGGCCGCUCUCCGCCAUCGUCUCGUUCAUCGCCCCCACCAUCGUCUCCGAGUCGGCGGUGGCGCGGGGUGGCCCCGGCGGCGGCGGCGGCGGCGGCAAGGGCCGUCAGCAAGCGGUCGUCGGUGGCGCCAGGGAGGCGUGACGGGGCGGCCCUACCGGCGCGGUGCUCGCGGACGAGCGACGGUCGAACCGGAGGGCGACGGCGUGGGGGGGGGGAGGGCGGCCCGGAGCCGCUGUGCUCUUGUGGAUCAGCGGCAUGUGCGCCGGCGCUUUUUCGCGAAAACCAAAUUCCCGUGUUACCCCUUUGCGGCGCUGUCAUUUUCUCCAAAGUUUUUUUUUAAAGGACAGCGCUUUUACCCCCCCCACCCAAGCCGACGGGCGCUCGGGAUUUGACUCGUGGGCCUGUCUUAGUUGGGAGGCUCUGGGCCGCCGCCGCCGCAUGGUGUCAACGUGGGGGAGAGAUGGCGGGCGGGCGGGCGGGCGGGCGGUCGCGGGAUGCAUCGCAGCGGCCAUGCAAGCUCGUCCUCUUACAGUGGAGCGGCCGUCCUGUCUAAGUUGGAACCUUCAUCCCGGCCCGAGACAUUAUCCUUGACUCCCCCUCUUUUUUACAUUUUUUUUUAAAGAAGGCGCAACACGAUAAAGAAACAUUUUUAGAUACGAAACGAGUAUAUUCACAGGGCUUCGUCAAACCAUUGUUGAAUGAAGCCCUCCCUCCACAUGCUGUGUUGGUUAUGAAGGAUGGGGGGGGGGGGGGUUUGUUGACUAUACUUCACCACGCUUGUGAAUCGAAGGGAGUGUUCAGGACAGGUUUAAAUGCCAUGUGCCAGGGAACUCGGGUCGCCGAGUUCACAGCACAGUGUGCUAACCACUGUGCCACCCCGCAUUCCUAGCAGGGGCGUACCCAUUGCAAUGAACUUCUGUAUAAUAGUGCGAUGCACCGCAACCGUAAACUUGCACAACGGCAAUAAUAUACAGCAGUGUUCGUCACUGCAGGACCCGCGGGCCACUGGUGGCCUUCAGUGCGGGCCACUGGUGGCCUUCAGUGCGGCCACUGGUGGCCUUCAGUGCGGCCCCUGAUGUUCGGGCCCCCGACAAUCGCACAACAAGUGAAAACCACCCCCCACCAUCAUCAUCGUGCUGCUGUCAAGCCCCCCCCCCAAUGGUUUCAAAUCUGUGAUGGUCCUCACACACUGAUGAUGUCUUAUUGGCGAAAGUGGCUCCCCCCUCUCUGACAAUGUGUGAGGAACACUGGUGUACAGGAAUACACACAAACUCAAUUAAACUCGUGUAAACGAUAACAGCUGUUGUGGAGGUAACGAUGCUGAGAAUGGCUGAUGAACGUCGAAGCUUCGAGCUCGCGACGCAAUGCAUUGGUUAAUGUGUUCGAUAUUUCAAUGACCUUCGAUUCUCAAAGUCUAUGUCGUGACGGAUUCUCGUGAUGGCCGUGUCUGCUACAGGACAUGUACAGUGUUCACAGAGUGUCCCUUCUUGAGUAGUAAUGACAGUUCAUCAAUUUUCUGGGGUGAUGGCAGUGGGGGCAGGGGUAGGUGGGGGAGAUUAAACUAAAAUUAUUAAACACUAUUUUUAUUUUACCAAGUAAUGCCCGCUGAGCUAUGUAGCGCUUUUUCAGAAGCGACCUGGCCACAAACGAUAGCUCAACAAAGUGGCUAAUCACGUGAAAAUUUACA